Epinephelus fuscoguttatus (brown-marbled grouper) is the source of this 4311-nucleotide messenger RNA. RefSeq lists its product as uncharacterized. NCBI's taxonomy places the organism in Eukaryota, Metazoa, Chordata, Actinopteri, Perciformes, Serranidae. The record is from RefSeq and is a predicted model, not a curated record. The transcript is spliced from 7 exons. The coding region runs from base 2021 to 2989 and encodes 322 amino acids.
UCUCCCAGUUCCCCCAGUCCUCCCAGUUCUCCCAGUUCCCCCAGUCCUCCCAGUCAUCUGGUGGAUCUUUGUUCAAGAAAACACUCAGAUAGACAAGUUUCACACUGAAAUAAAAUCAUGUCUAACUCAGUGACUGAAGGUGAACUUUACAAGAUCUGUGUCCAACACACACACACACACACACACACACACACACACACAAACACACACACACACACACAAACACACACACACACACACACACACACUCAGCGUUAGUUGUUUCACUUCCUGUUUUGUGGCACAGAAACAUUCAGAUUGAGAAACUCGCUGACGUGAAACCUUCAGCUGUCACAUGGAAGUUUACAACAUGUUUAUCUCUGAUCAAUUAUUGAUCUAUUCACUGAUCACUGUUUAUUCAGGGGGUGGUGUUCAUGUGGAGUUCAGGUGGUGUUCAUGUGGUGUUCAUGUGGAGUUCAGGUGGUGUUCAUGUGGUGUUCAGGUGGAGUUCAGGUGGUGUUCAUGUGGUGUUCAGGUGGAGUUCAUGUGGUGUUCAGGUGGAGUUCAUGUGGUGUUCAGGUGAUGUUCAUGUGGUGUUCAGGUUGAGUUCAGGUGGAGUUCAUGUGGUGUUCAGGUGGUGCUCAGGUGGCGUUCAGGUGGAGUUCAUGUGGUGUUCAUGUGGAGUUCAGGUGGUGUUCAGGUGGUGUUCAUGUGGAGUUCAGGUGGUGUUCAUGUGGUGUUCAGGUGGUGUUCAUGUGGUGUUCAGGUUGAGUUCAGUUGGUGUUCAUGUGGUAUUCAGGUGGUGCUCAGGUGGCGUUCAGGUGGUGGUCAGGUGGUGUUCAGGUGGAGGUCAGGUGGAGUUCAUGUGGAGUUCAGGUUGAGUUCAGUUGGUGUUCAUGUGGUGUUCAGGUGGUGCUCAGGUGGCGUUCAGGUGGUGGUCAGGUGGUGUUCAGGUGGAGGUCAGGUGGAGUUCAUGUGGAGUUCAGGUGGUGUUCAUGUGGUGUUCAGGUGGUGUUCAGGUCUCCAAAAGUAGAUCAGGAGCCAGAGCCUUCAGCUAUCAGGCUCCUCUCCUGUGGAAUCAUCUUCCUGUUACGGUCCGGGAGGCAGACACCGUCUCCACAUUUAAGACUAGACUUAAGACUUUCCUCUUUGAUAAAGCUUAUAGUUAGGGCUGGCUCAGGCUUGUCCUGUACCAGCCCCUAGUUAGGCUGACUUAGGCCUAGUCUGCCGGAGGACCCCCCUAUAAUACACCGGGCACCUUCUCUCUCUCUCUCUCUCUCUCUCUCUCUCUCUCUCUCUCGUAUCCUAUUACUGCAUCUUGCUAACUCGGCCAUUCUGGAUGUCACUAACUCGGCUUCUUCUCCGGAGCCUUUGUGCUCCACUGUCUCUCAGAUUAACUCAUAUCACAGCGGUGCCUGGACAGCGUGACGUGUGUGGUUGUGCUGCUGCCGUGGUCCUGCCAGAUGCCUCCUGCUGCUGCUGCCAUCAUUAGUCAUUAGUCAUACUUCUACUGUUAUUAUACACAUAUGACUAUUGUCACACAUGUAUACUGCCAGAUAUUAAUACAUACUUUCAACAUAUUGUACCACAGUAGCCAGAACUAUAACUAUAAUAUUAUUACUUUCAUUAAUGUUGUUGUAAGCUACUGUCAUUACCUGCAUCUCUCUCUCUCUCUCUCUCUCUCUCUCUGUCUCAUUGUGUCAUGUGGAUUACUGUUAAUUUAUCAUGCUGAUCUGUUCUGUACGACAUCUAUUGCUCGUCUGUCCGUCCUGGAAGAGGGAUCCCUCCUCAGUUGCUCUUCCUGAGGUUUCUACCGUUUUUUCCCCGUUAAAGGGUUUUUUGGGGAGUUUUUCCUGAUCAGCUGUGAGGGUCCUAAGGACAGAGGGAUGUCGUAUGCUGUAAAGCCCUGUGAGGCAAACUGUGAUUUGUGAUAUUGGGCUUUAUAAAUAAAAUUGAUUGAUUGAUUGAUUGAUUCAGGUGGAGUUCAUGUGGUGUUCAGGUGGUGUUCAUGUGGUGUUCAGCUGGAGUUUAGGUGGCGUUCAUGUGGAGUUCAGGUGGUGUUCAGGUGGAGUUCAGGUGGUGUUCAUGUGGCGUUCAGGUGGAGUUAAGGUGGUGUUCAGGUGGAGUUCAUGGGGAGUUCAUGUGGUGUUCAGGUGGAGUUCAUGUGGCGUUCAGGUGGAGUUCAUGUGGCGUUCAGGUGAUGUUCAGGUGGAGUUCAGGUGGCGUUCAGGUGGCAUUCAUGUGGAUUUCAGGUGGUGUUCAGGUGGAGUUCAUGUGGAGUUCAGGUGGAAUUCAUGUGGAGUUCAUGUGGAGUUCAUGUGGUGUUCAGGUGAUGUUCAGGUGGAGUUCAGGUGGAGUUCAUGUGGUGUUCAUGUGGUGUUCAUGUGGAGUUCAUGUGGUGUUCAGGUGGUGUUCAUGUGGAGUUCAGGUGGAGUUCAGGUGGUGUUCAGGUGGAGUUCAUGUGGAGUUCAGGUGGAGUUCAUGUGGUGUUCAGGUGGAGUUCAUGUGGUGUUCAGGUGAUGUUCAGGUGGAGUUCAGGUGGAGUUCAUGUGGUGUUCAGGUGGUGUUCAUGUGGAGUUCAGGUGGAGUUCAGGUGGUGUUCAGGUGGAGUUCAUGUGGUGUUCAGGUGGAGUUCAUGUGGUGUUCAGGUGGUGUUCAUGUGGUGUUCAGGUGGAGUUCAGGUGGUGUUCAUGUGGCGUUCAGGUGGUGUUCAGGUGGAGUUCAGGUGGAGUUCAUGUGGUGUUCAGGUGGUGUUCAUGUGGAGUUCAGGUGGAGUUCAUGUGGUGUUCAGGUGGAGUUCAUGUGGUGUUCAGGUGGAGUUUAUGUGGUGUUCAGGUGGUGUUCAUGUGGUGUUCAGGUGGAGUUCAGGUGGUGUUCAUGUGGCAUUCAGGUGGUGUUCAGGUGGAGUUCAGGUGGUGUUCAGGCUGUAUUUAUUUAUCCAGGUCUGUUGUUUUGGGACAAAUGCUUUAACUUCAGUGGCACAUUAUUGUUGUUGUUGUUUACUCUGUGACUUUAAUAAACAACUGUAUCAACCAUGUAGAUUUACCAUGUUAGCAUGUUAGCAUGUUAGCAGCUGUUACUGUGCGUCCGCAACAAAAGCUGCCAGAGCUGCAAAGGCGUCAGGUCUAAUUCAUUUUCAAUGGACAUGUGGCGACUAGAAGCAUUUUGAGCUGCAAAUGACCAGCAACCAAUCAGAAUGUAGAUGUCCAUCGCUUGUGUGGAACCCAGAAAACAUACUCGGAAACUUUUAGUUCCUACCAAACAUUCGUUCCUACUUCAAAACAAGCAGCAGCCUGAAGUAGCGCUGGAACCUCUCCCCAUUCAGCCGCAGCUCCUGCACCAGCCCAUGGUAUUCCCCGUGCUGUUCACGGCCCGGGAGGAUAUCGUGAACCCAGAGCCGAUGGUGGCUACAUCCACAGGUACCACACGGCAGCACAAAUUACAAGAAUGUCUUCUUCCAUGUUGAAUCAAUACACAACUGUGGACAAGCGCACGUACUUAUACAAUUUCUUUGUGUUCUGGAACGCUUGUUAUUUGCGGGAAUGCAAUUCAUUUGCUCUCCUUACCACCAUUUACAGCUUUGGUCAUAUUUGGUUCGGGUUCGGCCCACUUGACAUGCUGCUGUGUUGUGCUACGGCCUGCUCAAGUGCUGGAAUUUGUUAUUUACGUGACAACGCCUGAACACAACACAGGCUGUGUGUUUAAUGUUUAAUGUCAGAACUAUUUAGACUUUUUAUUCUGCUUUCAUUGUCACAUUUCUGUGCUCCAGCCAGUAACCUGCUUUGCAGCUCCUUUAAAUCAAGAAGCAUAAUCGAACGUUCAGAAUUUGACUCAUGAGCAACUUGAGCUGCCACAGAUAUUUUACCAGCGGCGCUGCUGGAGCAAAUUCAGCUAUUUUGCAGUUGUGGCAGCUUUUGGUGUGAACGCACAGUUACUCAGCCUCAGCUAACAGUUGGAGUAGUUGUAGCUCGUGAUGGUGCUGUGUGUGUGUGUGUGUGUUGUUGUUACUCAGAUGUGUGGCUGUAGUUUUCCUGUAAUAUCUCCGUCACACCCUGAACUCUACGUCCGUCAUAUUGUCAGAGUCGUCACUCUGAUCCUGUCAGACUGUUUAAUAUUUCCGUCACGCUCUGUAAUAAUUCUUCUGACAUAUUAAUGAGCUUGCGGCGCCGCUCCGUCCCCGUCAGAGAUCACAACAUAUUUCACAUUAAAAGCUGCUGUAGGUGGCCUAUUCCUUUGGGUUUUAAUUUCACAGGACUUUUAUUGUGAAAAUCAGAGGAACCUGAAUUCUGUUCGUGUCGUGUAAAAACUGAAGUUUUACUUCAGGCGUCUUCA